AUGGGCAACACCACGGCCAUUUGCUGUGACAAGACAGGGACUCUAACAACAAACCGAAUGACGGUUGUAGAAGCACACAUUGGGGAAAAGGUCCUUUUCCUAUCUGACAUGACGAAUGCAAGCUACUGUCACAUCGUGGAUAGUUUCGUUCUCUCAAAGCUCGAACUGGCUAUUGCACUCAACUCCUCCUAUUCAUCUCAACUGCUGCCACCCAAAACAGCCGGCACUAAACCCAUUCAAGUCGGAAACAAGACCGAAUGCGCACUGCUUGGGUUUUUGAGAAUGCUGCGCAAAGACUAUGCCGUCAUCCGUCAAAAUCAUCCAGAAUCUGAAUUUCUGAAAGUAUUUGCCUUCUCUUCUGUUCGGAAGUCGAUGACAACUAUCUUGCUAGCCGACGGCGGUCAAUCACUCCUCUGCUUGACAAAGGGUGCUGCCGAAAUAAUACUUUUAAGAUGCUCCUUUAUGAUGGACGAUCGCGGUAAUCUCACUGAACUUACAAACGGGGCUCGCCUAGACUAUAUUCGGAACAGGAUCGAGCCAAUGGCAAGGAAGGGUCUGCGCACAAUUGCAAUUGCCUACAAAGAAGAUCCUAUAAACACAUCGGAAAACCUUAACGUUGACGAUGAGAGUGCCUGGGUACACGGAUUGAUUCUUCUUUGCGUAGUUGGCAUAGAAGAUCCUGUAAGACCGGAAGUUCCCCUGUCUAUCAGACACUGCCAACGGGCCGGAAUAACGGUUCGCAUGGUCACCGGCGACAACAUAGAGACUGCAAAGUCCAUAGCACUCAAGUGUGGCAUACUGAACAACAACACCAAGGAUAGCCGGGACGCUGUGAUGGACGGAAGAGAAUUCAACAGACGCAUCCGACAUCCAGUGACGGGUCAUGUUUCUCAAGGAAUGUUUGAUGCGGUGAGUCGUGACAUUUUCCACCGCAUAAAUGUUAGGAGUAAAAAUAAAGCCGGAACAGACAAUAUAUAG
Molecule: messenger RNA, 978 nt
Organism: Dibothriocephalus latus
Lineage: Eukaryota; Metazoa; Platyhelminthes; Cestoda; Diphyllobothriidea; Diphyllobothriidae
Source: the annotation of a GenBank genome assembly